CUAAACAACACAAAAUUCAAAAUACCCAACAAUACAAGAGCUUAGAGGCUUAGAGCUCUUAAUGAAGUAUAAAACCAUCAGUCAAAUACGAUGAAACUAGACCCAAAUGUGUUGAACUAUGAGAUUAAUAACACACAAGAUGAUCUGAUACCAAAGAAGAGAGCCUGGGGAUUGAGAAGAAGAAGAAGAACUAUGCUGCCAUUUGUUUUUAUUUCAAGUCAUGCAUGACUUCACUAACAAGCAGAAGGGCAAAAACAGUUUUGAGACAUAAAGACAGUAAAAAAAAAGAAUCUUACAAAUACAGCAAACAUCACAUUUUAUAUUACUAGGAAAAAUAAUAAUCUUUCACGUAGGCUGUAUUUAAGACGUGAUUCCUGUGGUUAAUUCAUAUAGGAAAAUGCCUUUAGUCAUCAUCUUCCUUGUCAUUCUCAUGCUCUUGUUUUUCUUCCUAAAACAUAAAUCCAGAAGUGAGAAUGUUCGUCUCCCACCUGGCCCUAAAGGCCUUCCCUUAAUAGGUAACCUACACCAGCUUGAUAACUCAAACCUUCCAUUCUACCUGUGGCAACUCUCGAACCAACAUGGCCCUCUUGUUUUCUUGAGAUUAGGUCUUAAGCCAACCCUUGUAGUCUCAUCUGCCAAAAUGGCUAAAGAGACACUAAAAACUCAUGAUCUUGAAUUUUCUAGUAGGCCUGCAUUGCGAAGCCUGCAAAUCUUGUCCUAUAAUGGCCAAGAUAUCGGUUUUUCUCCGUACAAUGCUUAUUGGAGGGAGAUGAGAAAGAUCUGCGUCAUUCAUCUUUUCAGCAAUACUCGAGUGCAAACUUUUCGUCCUAUAAGAGAAUAUGAGGUUUCUCUUAUGGUUAGAAAAAUAUCCAAAUUGGCCAAUGCUUCUAAGCCUUGUAAUUUGAAUGAAGCGCUGAUGUUUCUUACGAGCACCAUAAUCUGUAGAACAGCUUUUGGUAAGAGAUACGAGGAUGAGGCAGCUGAGAGAACGAGAUUUGAAAGUCUGCUUAACGAAACUGAAGAGUUAUUGGCAGGUUCUUUUCUCUCUGACUAUUUGCCUUGUAUGAGCUGGUUUGAUAGACUCACAGGAAUGCUACCCCGCUUAGAGAAAACUUUUGUUGAACUGGAUUACUUCUACGAUGAACUAAUCAAGGAACACCUCGAUCCAAAGAGACCGGAGCCUGAGCGUGAGGACAUUCUUGACAUUCUACUUCAACUAUGGAAGGAUAGUUCAUCCAAAUCCAAUCUCACCAUGGAUCACAUUAAAGGAGUUCUCAUGAAUGUGUUUGUUGCUGGAACCAGCACAAGUGCAGCCACUGUGGUAUGGGCCAUGGUCUUCCUAAUGAAGAAUCCUACGAUUAUGAAGAAAACACAAAAAGAAAUCAGAAAUUUAAUAGGAAGAAAAGGUCUUGUAAAUGAAGAUGAUGUUCAAAGACUACCAUAUCUUAAAGCAGUGGUCAAAGAGACUAUGAGAUUUCGGGCUGUAAAUCCACUAUUGAUCCCUAAAGAAACUACUCAGAAGUGUUACAUAAAUGGGUAUGUAAUACCAGCCAAAACCUUGGUUUUUGUGAAUGCAUGGGCAAUUGGAAGGGACCCUGAGGCAUGGGAAAAUCCAGAGGAAUUCUACCCUGAAAGAUUUAUUGACAAUCCAAUCGACUUUAAAGGACAAGAUUUUCGGUUAGUACCAUUUGGAGCCGGCAGAAGAACUUGUCCAGGUUUACAUAUGGGGAUUGCUACUGUGGAGCUUUCACUUGCUAAUCUUCUUUACAAUUUUGAUUGGGAAAUGCCAACUGGGAUGAAGGAAGAAGACAUAGACACUGAGGCACUUAAUGGCAUUACGGUUCACAAGAAAAAUGCUCUGUGUCUUAUGGCCACCAACUUUAUAUAUGAUGUCUAACACAAGUUGCCUUAGCUUACUUGGGUUGGUUACACACUUACACUACGUGUUGUUGCUUAGUCUUGUAAUAAGACGAUGUACAAUGUACACGCCCAAGUGUCAUUGUUAAUUAAACAAGUUAAAGCAGUUACAACACAAAUCUACACUCCAUUGAGGACUUUUGUCAAACACAUGGCGCAUGUCACUUGAAACAAACAGAACUCUAGCACCAUAUCAAUAUAUAUGCUACCCCAAAGCAUCCAAUGAUCUAAUAACCACAAUUAUCGAUUGCAGAUUCACAACAGGUGGCUACAAGCAAUUGAACACUGACCUG
Tripterygium wilfordii is the source of this 2210-nucleotide messenger RNA. RefSeq names its product cytochrome P450 83B1-like. The transcript has 2 exons. Gene Ontology annotation, molecular function: heme binding; oxidoreductase activity, acting on paired donors, with incorporation or reduction of molecular oxygen; iron ion binding. NCBI's taxonomy places the organism in Eukaryota, Viridiplantae, Streptophyta, Magnoliopsida, Celastrales, Celastraceae. The coding region runs from base 398 to 1897 and encodes 499 amino acids. The record is from RefSeq and is a predicted model, not a curated record.